UGAUCAGAAAGAGGAAGAUGAAGAGUUGCUGGAAGACAGGACUGAAAAAACAAGGGAGACAAAUUGUCAUGUCGAACAAUGGUUUGGAAUAGUAAAACAUCACAUCUUAAGGAAAAAAAAACAAUUGCGACCUGGGACCUUCAUCCGAACCAUGUACAGAUCCCUACAGGAUAGAUAUAUUGAGCAUAUAAUGAAACACAACUUGCCAGAUCAUCUCAUUACAAAGCCUCAAACAUUCAUGGAUAUAAAGUUGUCAGAGGAGACAUGGGCCAAAAAGGAUCAGCCAGAAGAGAAAGUUGGGCAGUCCAAAUACUACACUGCUCCAGACAAAAUGUCAGUACCUAAACAGAAGAGGGUUAAAAAGAAGAGGAAAGGCCAUGUCAAAAGUGAUGAGGCCUUAGACCCUUCCUCCAUCCCUGACAGGACUCAAGAAAAGGCAACAGAAAGCCAGCUGCUAAGGCUAACAACUGAGAAGAUAAAAUCGAAGAAAAAGGAAGGUCUCAUACAAGGAAAUGUUCACAAAAGUGAAUCGGGCCUGCUGAGCAAUGUCUUGAAGUCAUCUCUCAUUCCUGAUGGAACCCUGGAAAAGGCUGCAGAAGGAGAUGCCACCACACUUCAGACCAGUGCUGAUAGACUACGUUCUGAGGUAAACACACUGUGGAAAAGGAGAGAAACAGAGAUUCCAUCUCGCAAAGACAUUGCACAGCAGAGAAGACAGAUGGCUGAGGACAUCCUUCUUGCAUUGGGACAUUUGAAGGAGAGCCAGGGUUAG
Molecule: messenger RNA, 772 nt
Organism: Larimichthys crocea (large yellow croaker)
Lineage: Eukaryota; Metazoa; Chordata; Actinopteri; Sciaenidae
Exons: 3
Coding region: 152-772 (206 amino acids)
Source: RefSeq, a predicted model, not a curated record